Molecule: messenger RNA, 4761 nt
Organism: Lineus longissimus
Lineage: Eukaryota; Metazoa; Nemertea; Pilidiophora; Heteronemertea; Lineidae
Product: homeobox protein ceh-8-like
Exons: 7
Coding region: 256-1374 (372 amino acids)
Biological process (GO): regulation of transcription by RNA polymerase II
Molecular function (GO): RNA polymerase II transcription regulatory region sequence-specific DNA binding; DNA-binding transcription factor activity, RNA polymerase II-specific
Source: RefSeq, a predicted model, not a curated record
GCAGACGUCACUCUCGUCUGCUGACAAUUGAAUCCCGGGUUUCUAUCCCUCAUUCUUUCAUUUGGCAGGUCCAAAAUAAUUCAUUAAGAGGAAAACAAACACCUUCAAAAUUGGAAAGGAACUUUAUAAAGGAACAUCAACAAUUUUUAAAAGGAUUAUUUAAUCUGAAGUUGUGUUUUUUUUCCUGAGGAAUAGAACGAGGUAUUCUAACGUUGAGGACAAUUAUUACAGGGCUUGGCGUGGCUAGGAGCUCUGAUGUUUUGCUUCCAUUGUCCACCCGCACUCCACCCGGCCGCGAGGCUCGGGAUGGAGUCUCUAACGGGAUUCCCUUGCGCACCGAACCCAUAUGGCGGUUACGGUCUGCACCACGACCUUCACGAUGACACGUUUGCCCGGCGCAAACAACGGAGAAACCGAACCACUUUCACCUUACAACAGUUGGAGGAGUUAGAAAAGGCCUUUGCUCAGACUCACUAUCCAGAUGUAUUCACAAGGGAAGAUCUUGCCAUGAGGAUCAAUUUAACAGAAGCACGUGUACAGGUCUGGUUCCAAAAUAGACGAGCAAAAUGGCGGAAGAGCGAGCGGUUUUCGCAACAACCAAAAUCUGGCGACGGCAAGACAGAAUCAGGUCAAAACAAGGAGGGAGAGAAAAACUGCCAAGAGCCACACAGCCCACUCUCUGUAGACCUUGAGGUCAACAAAGAUGACGCCCAAGAUGAUGUGUCGUCUGCGAGCCUCGUUUCCGAUCACAGAACAGACGACAUCCAAGUUACAGACUCCGAAGACAUGAAAAUCGAUGUUUCGGGUGAUAUGAGUGACUCAGGCCACCUAGACUCAGGCAGCUCAUCGGAGAAGGACCAGUUGAUCAGGGAAUCGGCCUCACCCAAUCAAGGGGGAGAGAGGAAGUCCCCAAAAUCAGACAGAUUCGAUUCGAGAUCACCUCAGCCACAUUCCCUGCAUCUGCCGCCACACAUGUCCAAGCUGUCGCCACCAUUGCCACCACCCCCUCCGCAUAUGCUACCGUUUAGUGAAUAUGCCAAGCAUCCGUUUCCACGAUUUUUCUCUCCUCUUGAAGGCAGCUUGUCGAGCUUCAAGCCUUGCCUUGACUCCUUCCUAACGAGCCGCCCGUACUUGCCUCCCCAUCUGCCCCAACAUCACCUACCACAUCAUCCAGCAUUCAAAGGUCUGACCAUGUGUAGUUGCUGCGUGACCAGACCACCCUGUAACCCUGGCCCGCUAAACCUCCCUGGCACGGAACAGCGCACGUCGAGCGUGGCCGAUCUGCGGAGGAAAGCUCGGGAGCACUCGGAAGCAAUCGCGGUUGAGGCAACCGGAAGUGGACCAAAAUCGGACGGAUCAUCAAAAUCGGAUUGAAGGAGGAUUUACUAUCAAUACAGUCAAAACUGAAAACAUAAGAGCCAUCAUUUUCUUCGAACUGUUAUUUAUUGAUGUUGGUUGUUUAAGUCAGCCCACAUGUGUGAUUGCCCACAUCAGACAUUUUUCUGAUUGGAUGACAUUUUCUGAUAGCGCCCAAUAAAUCGAUGACUGUGACAUAUCAACACGGGGUGUUAGCCCGGACGGGAAUAAGGAGAUAUAUUUGAUAACUUCUUUUGAGUGUCAAAUGACGGGAAAAUAGGUCCAUUUGCCGUUCUUUCGGGCCAGUUGCGUUUUAUGAAAUGAUUCAACAAGAUCGUGUGUUAUAAUAACUGUGAGAACAUCGAUAUUUUGGUCAUGUGCGUAAGGUUAUUUGAUUAUGUGCGUAAGGUCAGGGAAGUGAACAUUUUUAUUACCCCGAUGCUCUAUGUAGAUGGAUGUCUGUGAAUAUUUUUAAAACACAUGUUGUGUUUGUUCAAGCACUCAUAAGUGCAUUUCUCUAUAAGUCGGGCCAAAUUUUGAUUAUUUUAUGGUAACCGGAAGUGGAUUUUGAUUAUUUUAUUUUGAUUGUCACACAGUUUUUAUUAAUCUUGUGCGUUAUCCUAAGCAUUAUGGGGACAUUAGGCUUCGAUCUGCUACGCUGUAGGCCCUAGUGGGGCGAGCCAGCGCCGGUCUAUAGGGUCAUGAAACAGCGGAGACAUUUGAUAUGAACUUGAUAGGCGUCAAAUUUUCAUGUAUCUUUGGCCAAUGGCCGUUCGUUUUUGAACACUAUCGAAUGUUAUGCGAUGUAUAAGCUCCUUCGUGAUUCUGUUUUCAUGAUCAGCUUCAUAUUGUUUAUUUAUACUUAAAGGUGAGCAUCUAUAUAUAAAGGCCAGAUGUCAAUCGUACAUAUACCACGUUUGUUUGGAGGAGACUACGUUAGCAUCUAACAUAGCCUCUUGUCCCGUUAGCAUGAACUUGUAUUCCAUGAUAUACAUCGGACUAAUAGAGAACAUGAAUAGAACUGCAUUCGAACAACAUGUACGUACAUAGAUGUCUCUACACAGUCCCCAACAUAUCAAUUUAUUCACAUUCCGAGGCCAUAUGAUCAAUAUACGUCUAUUUUUCUAUUCGAUGCGUAUGAUUACCUCCAUAAACUCUAAAUUUCUCUACUCUUUUAGAGGGGCGUUAAGAAACAUCAAAUUCCACAGUUGGACUUCCGCCUUCGGUGUUAUGGUAUCAUAUCCGAUUGUAGCAAGGUCAGUUUAAUUUCAGAUAUGUAGAUACAUUAUAGUAGCAUUCCCUAGACACAUGUUGGAGGAUUUGGUGCUGUAAUCGUUGACCCGAUUUCUCAAGAUAUGGAAUACAUGUAGUUGAAGCUAUACCGUAUGUAUGAAUCGCCUGCUAAUUAGAGAUACUCAAGUAUUUCGAAAUCGCCGCCAAGUCUACUAAUAUCCAUUUAAUUAUUUUUACAUUUUUCUUCCCAUAAUAACGUCAACACCAUUUCAUUGACCAUGUAUGAUCGUAUCCGCUAUCAAUGUAUCAGAAGUUGUGAUUUUUAAUUUACAUUUAUUACACCAUAAAGUUGGGCAAGAAAUCGAUAAUCUAUAGGCAUUAAUCUCCGUCUUUAAUUGAAAGUGUCAUAACCAUAUGUUUUACUAUUAACUAUUCUCCUAAAGGACUACACUGUUCCUUUCACCGUUAUUUCAUGUGGCUCAGGUAGAUUAAAAUAAAGGUUGCCAUAGUUCAGAUCAUGGAGGUAUUCUUGAUAAUACCUCCAUGUUCAGAUAAGCUAAAAUAUGCCAUUUAUAGUGUCUGUGAGUUAGUCCAAACGACGGGCAACUGUUGAGAUUUAGUGCGUAUUUAUACAAAACACGCGUACUAACAGAUCAUGAAAUUUAUACUUGCCUUAAAAUAAAGCCGACAGUAUUACAGUACUAGUCAGAAGUAACAUCAGCCACCAGAAUAAUCGUGUUUAGCCCAGGGUAACACAUCGACCAUAGCACCGUAUAUACAUCAUGCAAGAAUGUUGUCGCGAUGAGGGAUAUUACUGCUGACCAAUAGUGUAAAGUUUUGAUAUUCUGCGUAAUCGCGCUGAUUGUCAAUGAAGUGAAAUUACUUGUUUUUCGUCAGAUCAGCCGUUUUUUGACAAUUUGGUGCUGUAUUUUGUUUCGUCUUGGUGGUCAUCAGUCAACUGGUCAAAGAAAGGGAUGUUUGCUGCUUAAUGAGAGUUAUGGUGAGUAAUUCUACCCUUCAUAGAUUGCAAAAUCGUUCGCUUAGCCAAACAAUAGAUGAUGACGGAAAAUUUUGAAAAUAAUGAAUAAAUGCAUUUUUAUGCAAGGCCAAAAUGACACUGAUGCUGACCGACCAGAAACAUGGUUGAAUAAACAGGGCCCAGUUGCCAAGAUUCCUACCAAUGACUGUGAUUGACUUUUGUGAUACCACCACGACACUAAAUUUAAUAACGGUUUCAGAAUCGCAAACAUUGUAUUCAUUCAAUCCGAAGCUACAAACCUCUUUUUGAGUCCCCGAAUUAUUCUGCUCAGCAAAUUCUGUCUCUCAUUUAAUUGUACAUAAGCUCUCUCUCUAUAUAUAUGUUUAUUGACUGCUAUGAGACCUUUAACCUGUUUCGCCAAUACCAGCAGGAAUUUGCAUCCACACAUGGACGUUGUUCGUAUUUAUCUGUCAUUCGGCACCCAACACACACGGAAAAGUCACAGAACAUCGGCACCCAAGUCAAACCAGAUUAAGGUUGCUUACGAUGCAUAUUAGUCACUGGAGACAAUAGAACCCCCAACUCCCGCCUGCUUCUAAUCCCGUUGGCUGAUUAGUUCUAGGCCUACUUCGAAACUAAGUGUGAUCGGUAAAAAGGCCUGCAAUGGGAGGAUGGUUCAUGGAUACCAUAGCACGUUGCUGAAUUUAUCAACCUACAUAGGAUUUUGUUAAAAUCAGGCCCUUCCCAUAUCAAUCCAUAAAGACAUUCAGACCUGUGUGCUGUGUCUUUACUGUGUAAGCCAGCAUGCGAUAAAGAUAACUUCAGACAUGUGUUUGCUUUCUUUAAUGAUUGUGUUAUAUCUCCCAAUUCUGACUCUGUCAACAAGCUUAGAUAAUGGGGCAUCCAUCCGGGUGCACCUUUAAAUCCACCGUCACUACAAAUGAAAAACAUAAUUUUUUAAGUUUUUUCAUAUUUUGUGCGUCAUGGCUGUCAGGAGUGGCGUCCAACUUCUUUGGGCUCCUGACCUUUCCCUAUCCACCAUUUAUAGCUCAAACUUCGGUCCAUCUAAAUUCAACUUAUGUUUAUGGAUAUUUGGUGACUUAACUUAUCUUGAUAUCACCAUUUGGAAGGGAGUCCAGGCAGCAGCCUGGUAUGGCGGGUCAGAUCAAGUUACACCAAGUCGCAAUAUGCAU